CUACCGCGACAGGUACUUGUGGUAGAUGCGCGGCAAACAGCAUCGGGAGACAACGUUUCUUUCUCUCGUCUGUCUUCGAAAAUCUGCUAGUACGAAUGACGCCGGUAAAAUUACUACAAUUUGGCUCUCAUGUCUUCACAAUGGUGAUAAACAGUGACGUGAUGUGAAGUGCAUUAUCUGUAUUAAUCGCUCGAUUUUCUGGAAUCUUUUGCUGAAGAAAUCUUAGGUGCGGUAUCGUAAACUUACAGAUACACUUCGCAAUCAGUGAACGAAGCCAAAAUGGGUUGUGCUUCACAGUGUGCCAAGUAUUUUCUAUGUUUCUUCAAUUUUGCUUUCUUCAUAGCCGGAGGAGCUGCGUUGGCGGUUGGAGUUUGGCUCUUCGCCGAUAGCAGUUCUUUUGCUGAUCUCAUCGGCAAACUCGAUCAAACAGACAUUUUGAAUAAAACGGAUGCCGAUGUCAUCAGGAUAAUAUCAUAUAUCUUGAUUUUGGCAGGAGCAUUGACCUUUUUGAUUAGUUUUUUGGGAUACUGUGGAGCAAUGUUUGAGUCUCGGUGUCUUCUUUGUGUUUAUGGUGUUCUUAUUCUGCUGGUUUUGAUCCUGGAAUGUGUUGUAGUAGGUUUAGCAUUCGGGCUUAAAGGAAAUGCAGAACAAGGUACACGAAAUUUCCUCAAAUCUACCAUCAAAUAUUAUGCCAGUAAUAUUGACAAAACAGAGACAAUUACAGUGGCGUGGGAUGGCAUAAUGACACAGCUCCAUUGUUGUGGAGUAGACGAUUAUUUGGAUUUCCGAGAAAGCAUGAAUUGGACAUCUACGGAAAAAAUUGUGCCUGAAGCAUGUUGUAUGAAAGAAAACAAUGUUUUGAAGGAUCCAUCUUGUCCUAUUAGCCCUACUUCCAGCAAUUCUUAUUAUAAACAGGGUUGUUAUGAAGCAAUAAUAAGGACAAUCGAAGAAAAUGCAGCUAUAGUAAUCGGCGUUGCGGCUGGAUUAGCAUUUAUCGAAAUCCUGGUUGUUAUUUUGGCUCUACAUUUGGCAUGCUGUUACUGGCGACCACAACACGCUUGCAUUGACGUAUCGUCGAAACAUGCUUGGUGAAUUAACAACAAUGAAAAUAUUGUAUUUAUAUUACCUCGAAAGUUAAGUGUUUCACUUUGAAUUUGUCUUCAAAUUACAAUAAGUUUAGCAUAAUUAUUUUGUUUCAACCAUAUGUUUACAGCAUCGAUAUUUAUUCAUAAUAAAAAGAGGAUAUAGGAUAAUUUCUUAAUAAUCAGUAUUAUUAUAGAUAUUGAACAAAUUGGGAACAUUUAAUGUUGCAAUAUUUCUAUUAUUAAAAUCUGUAAUUAAUCAGUUAUUUUUAAUAAUUAUAUUAUAUCGUCAUAUAUAUUUUUAUUAUUUGUAAGUUCGUAUAUGUAUAAAUAAAAUUAUAAAUUGACUAAAAGUAAAUAUAUCUGCAAAAUAAAUUUUAUACGCUUAUAUAAGAGCACUAUAUAUAUAUAUAUAUAUAGUUUACUAAAACUUUUAUAACUUUUGUAUUGUAAUGAUAUUUGUGGAUGAUAUAAUGAUAACGAACUGGAGCAGUUCACGCAAUCAUUUGUUAGUUCAUAUCGCGCACAAAACAUUUUCGUUUGCAGUUUUAACUUGUUGGUGUUGCUGUUGACCACAUAGACUAACAGUGAGUGCUCCGUAUCUUCUUGGCUCCUUCCUUCACAGAAGUGAAAAUUGGCUUAAGCUUACUUGAAACUCGGCCAGGAUAUAUUCGUCUACUUAAUCAUUACUCUUUUAAAAAUAUUCAUAAAAAUAGAAACGUUUGUUAAAUAAUAUUUUUUACAAACACUUUAAAUGUGAAUAAAUUUGAAUUCGACUAAUAAUUAAAACCCUAUAAGUACAAAAUUUUCAAAUGCAAUUUGAUUUAGUUACUAAUUUAAUUAGGAUUAAUUGGAAAAUUAAUUUUAUUAAUAAAAAAAUAUUGUUCAGUUUUGGAAGUAAAUCAGUACAAAAUUAAAUGAAGAGAAUAAAAUUAUAGAAAAAUUACAUAUGCUUGCGUUGAACUACUUUCUGUAUAUACAUAUAGUAUACAGAAUAAAAUUAUAUUUAUAUAUAAAAAUAAUUAACAUGGAAUAUUAUAUUGCAUUAUUUUAUUAAGUUAUAUUUACUAUAUUACAUUAAUAUGUAAACGACGCAUAUUAUAAUCUCUCUGUUUAUAAGACAAAUUAAAAUGUAUAAUAAAAAUUUGUAAUAUUUUAUAAUGUAUAUUUGACAUUGUUUAAUAAUGUAGAAGACUCAUGAUAAAGAUUUUGUAUUCUUUGUAAA
Frieseomelitta varia is the source of this 2307-nucleotide messenger RNA. RefSeq names its product tetraspanin-1 (gene Tsp66E). The coding region runs from base 280 to 1092 and encodes 270 amino acids. The record is from RefSeq and is a predicted model, not a curated record. Lineage: Eukaryota; Metazoa; Arthropoda; Insecta; Hymenoptera; Apidae. The transcript is spliced from 9 exons. Gene Ontology annotation, cellular component: membrane.